AUGGAUGACUCCUCGCUUCGCCAUUCAAUCUCCCUCCACCCGCAUCCCUUCAAUCUUUCUCGAGACUUUCAAGACGCGCGCCGCUCUCCUUCAGCUCAUACUCGACCAGUAGCCGCCUUUAAUCUCGCUGAAGCUGUUGUUGUGUCGGGCGUAGAAAGAACCGCUGACGGCGAGAGCCCCUCCGAUGAAGAACGAAAUGCUCCGCCACGAUACACACCCACAAACGAUCCGCUUCAAUUAGCGUCAAAGCUCAAGACGGAGGAAGAGAUCAAACAGAUUCGUGCCAACACGUCCCGAAAACGAGAUCGCGUCACUCCCGCAUUCAUAGGAGAUAGAUUCGGUAUAACCUCUUCCGGCAAACUGCAAGAGUUCUAUCAAGUGCAAAAUGAGAAUAUUGAGCGGUUCUUGACGCCUGUUGAAGAGCAUGUGCGUGCUGCGAAAGAGCUCAACAGCUCAAAUCAGUUGAAGUUCAAAAUCGCCGUAUGGGGUAGUUUCGCAGCCAAUGUUGUCUUAUCUGUCAUUCAGAUAUACGGCGCGAUAGCUUCGGGAUCGUUGUCUCUAUUCACCACCAUGGCCGAUGCUAUUUUCGACCCAAUGUCGAAUAUUACCCUUUUGUUAUCAAACAAAGCCGUCACACGAGUCGACCCUCGCAAAUUUCCCGCCGGCAAGGCACGUAUCGAGACUGCUGGAAAUAUCUGUUUCUGUGCCUUGAUGACUGCGGUGUCCUUUAUUAUCAUCGCAUUCUCAAUCAAAGAGCUCGCUAACGGAAGUACCGAAGAGACAACCGCGUUCCAUCUCCCCUCCGUAAUUGCCGUUGCCGUCGCUUUUGCUACCAAAUUCACAUUGUUUUUGUACUGCUGGGCAUUGCGCAACCAGUUUUCGCAGGUGCGGAUUCUGUGGGAGGAUCAUCGUAACGACCUGUUCAUCAAUGGAUUCGGUAUUUUGACGUCGGUCGGUGGAAGCAAGCUGCGCUGGUGGAUCGAUCCUAUGGGCGCCGUGUUGCUGUCGUGCUUGGUUUCGUUCUUGUGGUUGCGCACAGCUUAUUCAGAGUUCAUGCUACUCAUCGGAGUGACUGCGGACACGCAGAUGCAGCAGUUGAUCACUUAUAUCUCAAUGACACAUUCACCCGCCAUCACAGCCAUCGACACAGUUCGUGCUUAUACUUCCGGACCUCGUCUUGUCGUCGAAGUCGACAUUGUCAUGGAUCCCAAUGCCACACUCAUGGCCACGCACGACGUUGCCGAGGAGCUGCAAAUCAAGCUCGAGUCGUUGCCGGAUGUGGAACGUGCCUAUGUACAUGUUGAUUAUGAGACGACUCAUAAACCAGAGCACUUUUUGAAGAAGGAGCUGUAA
Talaromyces stipitatus ATCC 10500 is the source of this 1353-nucleotide messenger RNA. Its product is annotated as cation diffusion facilitator 1. Gene Ontology annotation, biological process: monoatomic cation transport; transmembrane transport. The transcript is spliced from 2 exons. The record is from RefSeq and is a predicted model, not a curated record. NCBI's taxonomy places the organism in Eukaryota, Fungi, Ascomycota, Eurotiomycetes, Eurotiales, Trichocomaceae. Gene Ontology annotation, cellular component: membrane. The coding region runs from base 1 to 1353 and encodes 450 amino acids. Gene Ontology annotation, molecular function: monoatomic cation transmembrane transporter activity.